UCUGCGCGGGCGGAGGCAGCAGGAGCAGGAGCGGCGAGCAUGGCCCGCGCGGCGCCCGGCGCUGACUGAGGGUCGUGCUGUGGCAGCCUGGCGCCUGGCAAGUGAGGGGAACCUGCCAGGGGAUUACCGUGAGCUAACGGCAAGACAGGCUGGCCUCAGGGGAGCGGGGAUGGGCAGAGCAGCCGCCCAGCCUCGGCUAGCAACACCAGGGAGGAGGCCUGCGCCCUGGUGGGGAGCUUGACGCACAUUCGGCUGAUGAGACGGUGUUGGACGCGGCACCCGCCUGAGCAGCAGCUGUUCCCAGCACCAGAGGACCCCACCGCAGGAGCAGAAGCUUCGCAACCCCUAUGCGACUACAGCUGGGGCUGUGGCCACCGGGAGAGGGGACCAGCACCUCGGAUGGGAAGCAGUAGGGCAGAACCUAACAUAAGGAGGAUCUUGGUUUCUAUCACAGUUUUCUGACAGCCCCGGCACUUCCUGUUUUUUUUCUUCUCAGGGUUGGGUUCUGGUUGCCCUCCUCUGGCAGAGGGUUUGGGCCAUCCAAGCUGGGGAUGACUCUUGUGGGGAACCCAGGCCCCCUGAAGCCCACGCGCUCUCUGCUGUAAUCGGAGGACGAGGGCUUCCCCGCUGCAGGGGACGAGGGGCCGCCUCAGUGUCUGCCCAUGAACCACAAGGACCCCAACUGCUCCAGACUGGAUUGUUUCAAGCCACCAAAGAGGGGGCCCCCCAGAGCCGGCAGCCAGAAAUCCCAAGGGACUAGAGGGCUGGGAUGGACUGACCUCCCCCUCACCAGGGCAGUAGGACAGGCAGAGCCUCUGUGGCCCAGCUAGUGACGGAGAGACCCGAUGAAGCCCUAAGCAGGGGCCUGAGUGGCUCAGGGACAGGGCAGCCACUCCUGCUGACGUGCUUUCUCCUUACCGUGAAGGAGGGUGUGGGCGAGGGACCCCUGCCGCGGCACGUGCCCCUAUGCCCUUUGCACGUGGUGCCAGAAUAGGCAGACUGUGCCGUCGCUGGCCCCUCAGCGGGCUGGGAAAGGAGUGGCCGCGGUGACGGCUGCCUCCCCGCCGGCACCAUGAAGUGCUCCCUGCGGGUGUGGUUCCUCUCCGUGGCCUUCCUGCUGGUGUUCAUCAUGUCCCUGCUCUUCACCUACUCGCACCACAGCAUGGCCACCCUGCCCUACCUGGACUCGGGGACCCUGGGGGGCACCCACCGGGUGAAGCUGGUGCCCGGCUAUGCCGGCCUGCAGCGCCUCAGCAAGGAGGGGCUCGCGGGCAAGAGCUGUGCCUGCCGCCGCUGCAUGGGCGACACGGGCACCUCCGACUGGUUUGACAGCCACUUCGACAGCAACAUUUCCCCCGUCUGGACCCGAGAGAACAUGGAUCUUCCCCCGGAUGUCCAGAGGUGGUGGAUGAUGUUGCAGCCCCAGUUCAAAUCACACAACACCAACGAGGUGCUGGAGAAGCUGUUCCAGAUCGUACCGGGGGAGAACCCCUACCGCGUCCGGGACCCCCACCAGUGCCGGCGCUGUGCCGUGGUGGGGAACUCGGGCAACCUGCGGGGCUCUGGCUACGGGCAGGACGUGGACGGACACAACUUCAUCAUGAGGAUGAAUCAGGCGCCAACUGUGGGCUUUGAGCAGGAUGUUGGCAGCCGAACCACCCACCAUUUCAUGUACCCCGAGAGUGCCAAGAACCUGCCCGCCAACGUCAGCUUUGUGCUGGUGCCCUUCAAGGCUCUGGACUUGCUGUGGAUCGCCAGCGCCCUGUCCACGGGGCAGAUCCGAUUCACCUAUGCCCCAGUGAAGUCUUUCCUUCGAGUGGACAAAGAAAAGGUCCAGAUCUACAACCCAGCCUUCUUCAAGUACAUCCACGACAGGUGGACAGAGCAUCACGGGCGGUACCCUUCCACAGGGAUGCUGGUGCUCUUCUUUGCCCUGCAUGUGUGCGACGAGGUGAACGUGUACGGGUUCGGGGCCGACAGCCGGGGCAACUGGCACCACUACUGGGAGAAUAACCGGUAUGCGGGCGAGUUCCGGAAGACGGGCGUGCACGACGCGGACUUCGAGGCACACAUCAUCGACAUGCUGGCCAAGGCCAGCAAGAUCGAGGUCUACCGAGGCAACUGAGCCUGGCCUCGCCGCGACCCUCCCCGCCCAGGCGCGAGGCUCGGGCGCGCGUUCCCGCCCGGGACUCCAGACCAGCCCAAGGACGGUGGCGUCGGCGUGUGCGCUGCGCCCCGCCCCGGGCAUCACCAGGCAAUCGAGCAACUCCAGAGUGCGAUCUGGACCAAUCAUGCUGCAGUCCAGCGAGCGCCUGCUGUCCCCCGCCAAUCACGAGAUUCUGGGGGCUGUUUCGGGCCCGACAACCAAUCAGCGCUGCAGUCGGGCGAAGCUCGUUUUUUCAGCCAAUCAUGCGACUCGAGGAGAACUUCCGGCGCUGGGCCGUCUCCUCCAAUCAAGGCCUCGCGGGGCGGGCCGGCAGCUGCGCAAUGCCUAUUCCCUUGUGCUUUUGGAUGAGAUUUUUAUUUCACGCUUACUGUGGAGCGGAGGAUGUUUCGGGCUUCGAUGAAGUGCUUCUCUGUCUUGACAGCGGGGAGCGUCCCCGUUGCUGGCUUGCCUGACUCCGCUUUGGCGCUGCGGAGGACCCCGGGAAGGCGCGGGUCGGGCGGCCUGGCCCUGUCCCGCCCCCGGGAGCGUCGUCCCUCGGGGCCUCGGCGGGGCUUGUGGGGGUCGAGGAGUGGCCUGGGGAGUUUCCAUGGGGCGCGCCUUCUCCCCAGGAGGAAAACUAGCGGCCUCCGCAAUCUCUCAGGCCUCUGAGAGCAUUGUAGAUUCCACAUUUCCCUUGUCCGUCAGGCCCAGAUGGGUGAGUGCAAACCCACCAAAGAAAUGCAGUCGCGGUGACGCCCGCGGGCCCCUCCCCUCCCCGCCCCGGCCACCCUAUGGAAUGGCCUCUGACCAGGGCAUUUCGUGUCUCACGGGAAAACUAGGGAGUUGAAUUCCCCCCUUGCUGGGGGUGGAAUUUGCCUAGGGCCCAACCCCUGAACAUAGGUGUAAGAAACAGGGCAGGGGACAAGGAAGCUCUGUCACAUCCAAUGUAAGGUGCUUCUCACUCACGUGUGCCCUCGGCCCCUUCUGUUCACUCACAACCUUUUUAGUGUCUCUCCUUAGGCCCUGGGCCUCCUCACCAGCCUCCUCGUUGCUCUGGGAAAAAAAUCAGAGAACUUGCCCUGGGAUCGGGGCCUGCUGCUGCUCGCGCGCGCUUUCUCUCCCUCACACAGGCACACACACCUUUGGCUUUAGGGAGGGAGAGCAACACUAUGGAAAGAAGGCUGGAGGUGGGGAGCCCAGCUGCUCGCUGCAUGUCCCUUCCUCCACUCGUCACCCCCAAGAGUGAUGCUUGCUUCGGGGUGACUUUGCUUUGGGCUCCUAAUUUAGUUAAUGUGAAGCUACCAGGUAUGGCUGACCAACAAAGGUUCUUUUAAAAUUCUGAGCUGGCCGUGCAAGUAGCCAGGAGCCUCGCAGGGAGGAGUAGACUUGCCCGCUGCAUGCCUCCUGCCGCGUGCCCCCCUGCUCACCUCCUGCCUCCUCCCUCGACCCACCUUCCGUUUCCGCUCAGGAGGGGCUGGGAAGCUGACCACCAGGGGUUCCAGCUGGAAGCUGCUGGCGCUACUGAACCCAGCUUAGUUCCCCAGAGGGAGCUGAUGGUCGUCUCACCCUUCGAGGCUGGGCAAGUUUAGGAGGGGGAAAGGGCUUCUGUGAAGCUCCCAAGCCACUAAAAGGAUCCAGUUCCCACCAGUGAUGACACAUUUCCCCCCCCUUUUCUCAGAUGACACCACCAAGCAGCCUCUUGGCCAUUGGUAUGGUUCCUGCAGCUGGCUGGGGGAACAGUGACCAGCAGGGGAGUUUGUUAGGGGAGGGUUGGGAUGGGCAGUGGGCACCCAGAAGAAUUAAUAUAUUGAGAGCUUAGCUUGAGUCUGUUCCUUCCCGGUUCCAAACAUAGGAGGAGUAAAGAAUGGGGGUGGACGGGGGAUUUAGUAGACUGCCUCUCAGGGCUCCCCGCUCUGUCCUAGAGGGUCAAGGCACCAGCCAUUCUUGCCAGUCUCAUUUCAGUGCUUCCUGAAGAGGCUGUUUUGAGUGCUUUGAAGAUGAAAAACAAUGCAAUUAUGCCAAACAGUAUUGAGCAGAAUAAUUUAUUUCUUUGUUUCUUUUUCUUUUUUUGUUAAUGUUUAAACCAUUAAUCCCUGUUCUGGAAGAGGUAGGUCCCAGCAUCCAGCCCAGAUUUCCUUUUAUGCAAUAGUUAAAAGUUUUUUAUUUCCUUCCCUUUCUCUCUUUCUGAAUUAAAAGAACAACAAAACUAUAUAGUCUUUCGUUUGUUCUGAAACGUGCAUGAUCAUGGGAAGAAAGCAGAUCUGAGAAUGGGGACCUGUGAACGGUAAUGGCUGAGGAUGUUGGGGGGGAUGUGGGAGGCAAGAUGAUGCCCAGACACCCUGUCUUUUGAGUGACCGAAGUCCCCAAGACACGUCUGAGGGACUGUGAACAUUUUGGUUAUA
Propithecus coquereli (Coquerel's sifaka) is the source of this 4548-nucleotide messenger RNA. RefSeq names its product ST3 beta-galactoside alpha-2,3-sialyltransferase 2 (gene ST3GAL2). The coding region runs from base 1073 to 2125 and encodes 350 amino acids. The record is from RefSeq and is a predicted model, not a curated record. Lineage: Eukaryota; Metazoa; Chordata; Mammalia; Primates; Indriidae. The transcript is spliced from 7 exons. Gene Ontology annotation, molecular function: beta-galactoside (CMP) alpha-2,3-sialyltransferase activity.